Molecule: messenger RNA, 601 nt
Organism: Lolium perenne
Lineage: Eukaryota; Viridiplantae; Streptophyta; Magnoliopsida; Poales; Poaceae
Source: RefSeq, a predicted model, not a curated record
UCAAGCCACAACAACACACCAUCAUCAUACGACACACAAAUACAUACGCAAAGCCUAUCACAUCGUCGAUCGCAAUGGCGCACUUCCAGGAGGUGGACUACUGCUCGGAGGAGGUGAGGUCGGUGGCCAACCCGGGCCGCGGCGGCGGCAUGCAGCAGCACAUCGAGAAGAAGACUUUGGUGCAGGAGGUUGACAAGGCCGGCCGGCACGGGCACCACGGCCGCGGCUCCGGCCACUUGAACGUGCGCGAGAGCAAGCUCGAGGAAGACCUCAACACCCGCACCGGCGAGUUCCACGAGCGUAAGGAGAACUUCGUCGUCAGGGCCGACUAAGCUAUGUUACGUUACACGGAGCAGACGAUGCAUGUGCGCAUCUAUGCAUGUCAGCAUGUACUAUAGUAUAUGUAGUAUAGCGUUGCGUAUAUGGGUGCAUGCUUGGCGCUAGUAGCCUAGCGUGCAUGCAUAUGCAGCGCUUAAAUAAGCUGAUGGUUACCUGGAAGAAUAAAGCUUUCUUCCUACUAUUAAUCGGAUGGUGUGCAAACGAGACGACUGCAUUCGUGUAGUACACUCGGACCGGAGUACAAUUUCUACAUCACAUACGG